Molecule: messenger RNA, 1287 nt
Organism: Botrytis byssoidea
Lineage: Eukaryota; Fungi; Ascomycota; Leotiomycetes; Helotiales; Sclerotiniaceae
Exons: 3
Coding region: 1-1287 (428 amino acids)
Molecular function (GO): protein binding
Source: RefSeq, a predicted model, not a curated record
AUGGACCUUCCAAAAACAACAAACCAAUCCUCGGCCGAGAAUCUAUCCUCCUCCGAGUCAAUAUUCUUGAAUACUAUAAUCAAGCAACCUAACCCACAUUUUAUCUCCCAGUUGUACACUACUGGAAAAUACACAGACCUUGUUAUCAGAUGCCAAGGCAAAGAAUUCAAAGUCCAUCGAGCAAUUAUUUGUUCUCAAUCAAAGCCUCUUGCUGCGGCUAUAGAUCAUGGAUUCAAGGAAGCUACUGAUGGUGUCUUCGAUUUCGAGGAAGACGAACCAGAAAUUGUGGAGUACAUGAUUAGGUAUCUUUACGAUGGUCUAUACUCUGUAUCCAAACAACAGAAGCACCCUGAUACUGCGACGUGGGGAGGAAACGCAACUUCUGUCAUGCCAGAUGGAACAUCUCUCACUGGAGAAUCAGCAUCGGGAUCAGACGCGGGUUUUUACUUUACUGCGCGAUCCUCCCGCGCUCCAGCGAACAGUGCCACAAGUGGACUUGAGAAACUCUUUGGAUCAGCUAGUCCGGCUACGCAAAAGUUGUUUCCAAGCUCAAACGGCGCAUCCAUUUUCGGACCUCCACAAGCACCAAGAGAUAGUGGACGCAACAUGUUCAGCUAUGUACCCCAAUCUGGAGAGAGACCAUCGUUAUUCAGCCUUUAUCGCGACGUUUCUCCUCAUGCUAGUCCUACACCCGCAAGUCAAAACUUGUUUCGCUCUGUUUCUCCAAGUAGGUUGACAUCAAACUUGUUUGGUCCCAAUGUUUCUGCCAAUCAUCCUACCACUGCGACCGCAUCUCCAAUACAGAACCUAUUUGGUAGACCCACAGAUAACACCUCGGGCAAUACUAUUGACUCAGCGAAGACUCCAAUCCAAUUAUCUCAAGGCAAAUUCAAUUGGUCAGGUCGCGGUAGUCUCUUUGGCAGCAGCGCAACUUAUGGUCAAUCUUCCGAAAACAUCGAGCUUCAAGCGAAGGAUUUGAUCAAGCAUGCAAAGCUUUAUAUCAUGGCAGAAAAAUAUGAUAUCCAGCCAUUGAAGAGACUUGCUCGUCAAAGAUACUCCUUUGUCGCAGAUAAUUACUGGAACUCUUGUUGCUUUGUUCAAAGUAUCGAACUCAUUUUCGAUGGUACACCUGAUAUCUCCGAAGGUGAUGAUCUUCGAAAGGCUGUUCUGGAAGUUGCUAGUAGGUAUAUGAAACGACUUCUUGCGAGGGAAGAUUUCGCUCAAAUGUGCCAGGAGAGAGGUGAUAUCGGUUUCGCAAUUCUUCAGUGGUGCUCGUGGUCAAUGUAA